This is a messenger RNA of Scutellospora calospora, 1065 nucleotides long. The record is from the annotation of a GenBank genome assembly. Lineage: Eukaryota; Fungi; Glomeromycota; Glomeromycetes; Diversisporales; Gigasporaceae.
AUGGACAUGGCAAAUAACGUCCCCGGGUCCAUGGUUGCAUCAAUUUCUUCGUCCGGCUCCGUCCAGCGCACUUCAAAACCAAAAGUUUGUAGGGGUUGUAACAAAAAUGCCGCUCUUUGGCAAGUAAAAUCUGAAGCUUCAAUUAACAAAGGCAAAUGGUUUUGGAAAUGCCCCGUUAAAAAUUUCGAUUAUCAGUGUCGCUUCUUUCAUUGGGCAAGCGAUAGUGAAGUAGCUGACUACUUUAGGUCCCUAGAAAAUGAAUUUGAAUCUGAGGAUAUAAAGUUUCAACAAACGAGCAAUGAGAAUGAGAUAAAUGAUAAUGAUGUUCAAAUUAUUACGGCUUCAGCUUAUGAUUCGAACUUGUCCACAUCACGUUCAAAGAAGCAUCUUCGAGCUAAUAAUAACGAAAGUAAUGUUAAUCAAAUCUCUCAUGAUAUUACACAACAGAAUGAAUAUUCCACCAAAAUUCAACAACAAAACGAUGAAAUUAUUUUAACUGAUAAUGAUGUAGACUCUACAUGGAUUGAAUCUGUAGAAGCGGAAUUGCGUGAAGAGCAUACUGCUAAAAAGCCUAGAGUUUCGACAGUGGAAAAUAACGAUUUUAAUAAUAAUGUCGCGGAAGAUAAUAACAUCUCACGAGUAGAAACUCCACAAGUAGAAACUCCAGAAACUAUAACGGCUGAAGAUAAUGUCGAAGAAGAAGUUGUUACUUCUAAUGAAAUUAAUGUGAGUGCAUUACAAUCCUUACCAACUGCGUAUUUAAAUUGGGAAAAUGUUCCUCGAUUUAGUAGUUCACAACUUGUGGACAUAUUUCAGAGUCACGUUUUGGCUCGAGACCAAGUUAUCUCCGAAUUAAAAAAUAGCGUGGAUUUCAUUACAAAACAGCGUGACCAAGCGCUUAAAGAUCUGGAUGAAGCUCGAAAGCAAGUCUCGAUAGUACGAAGAGAAAUGAAACGUAUGCGCCAUGUAAUUGACGUAUCGCGAGCUGAAAAUGGCCUUUUGCGCGCAGAAAAAAAUUUAUUGAACCAUGAUAUUAAUACUUUGAAACAAAAAAGGAAAGUUUGA